AUGUCUGGUGUUCAGCCUGUCGCAGUCUACGCCCUCCGGGUUCCUCCUGGAGUUAUGGUGCCCGCUGUGCCCGGUGCCGCCGCGUCGUUCCGUGUGAGCAUGGCCGCCAUUGACCCUGAUGAGGAGGCCGACUUCGAGGACGGCGACAGCAGCAAGGCCGCCCGCGCGACUUUGAAGAUUGUUCGCCCUCCUCCUGGUCUUGACCUGGAAGAGGGUGACGAGGACUACAGCGAUGAGGAAGAUGAUGAAGAGUACGACUCUGACGAGGAGGAGGUCAACGGUGGCCCCAGCGACAAGGAGAAGGCCCGCAAGCUGAAGCAGGCCGCCGCUCAGCGCGAACUUGCUGAGGCCAUGGAAGAGGACGACGACGAUGAGGAUGAGGAGGAGAGCAGCGGAUUCGACCUCAAGGCUGCUAUUUCUAAGCUCAUCAAGGGCAAGGAACCUGCCAAUGACGAUGAGGAGUCCGAUGAUGAUGACGAGUCCGACGAGGGCCUGGACCUGGACGAGAAUGUCAUCUGUACUCUGACCCCCGAUAAGAACACUCAACAGCCUCUGGAUAUCACCGUCUGCGAGGGCGAGCCCAUCUUCUUCAAGGUUACCGGUACUCACACUGUCUUCUUGACCGGAAACUAUGUCCUUCCUCUUGAUGAGGCUCGUGCUGGCUCUGAUGACGAGGAUGAUGAGGAUGACGAUGAAUAUGAUCUCUCUCCCGACGAGGACGAGCUUGACAUUGACGACAUCAUGGCCAUGGAGGACGACGAGAGCGACGACCUGGACGGGAUGGAGGAUCCCCGUAUUACUGAGGUCGACAGUGAGGAGGAAGAGGCUCCCAAGCUUGUUGAGGCAAAGGCCAAAGGCAAGAACAAGCGUGCUGCUGAGGCCGCCGAGGGACUUGACGACUUGAUUGCCAAGGGAGAGCCUGCCCUGACCAAGGCCCAGCAAAAGAAGCUCAAGAAGAACAACGGUGAUGCCGCUGCUGUUGAGCCCAAGGAGACCAAAGCCGACAAGAAGGAGGCUAAGGAGGCUAAGAAGGAUGCCAAGACCGAUAAGAAGGUCCAAUUCGCUAAGAACCUCGAGCAGGGCCCUACUCCGUCCGGAGACAAGCCCGUUGGCACUCUCGGCGUGAAGGAAGUCAAGGGUGUUACAAUUGACGACAAGAAGCUUGGCAAGGGCCCCGUCGCUAAGGCCGGCAACACCGUUGCCAUGCGCUACAUUGGCAAGCUUGAGAAUGGCAAGGUCUUUGACUCCAACAAGAAGGGCAAGCCCUUCUCCUUCAAGCUUGGCAAGGGCGAGGUGAUCAAGGGUUGGGACAUCGGGGUUGCUGGUAUGGCUCCGGGUGGUGAGCGUCGUAUCACUAUUCCCCCUCACCUUGCCUACGGCAACCAGAAGCUCCCUGGUAUUCCCCCCCAACUCCAAGAUGAUCUUCGAUGUCAAGCUGCUCGAGAUCAAGUAGAUUCUGUGUGUCCUUCCUUGUCCCUUCUACCACUGAUCUGCACGGGUGUUUUUGUGGCUCUUACGGUUUGA
Molecule: messenger RNA, 1524 nt
Organism: Penicillium chermesinum
Lineage: Eukaryota; Fungi; Ascomycota; Eurotiomycetes; Eurotiales; Aspergillaceae
Exons: 3
Coding region: 1-1524 (507 amino acids)
Cellular component (GO): chromatin; nucleolus
Molecular function (GO): macrolide binding; peptidyl-prolyl cis-trans isomerase activity
Source: RefSeq, a predicted model, not a curated record